CUGGUUAGUGAUGGUGCUACAUCCGGCUCACCCAAUCACGUUCUCGUAUGCAAAUCAGCGUGCACCGAUUGGCUGUUUCCGUGCUUUCCUCUUGUACUGGUCCACCAGCCUGUUUCCUUGUUGUUGUGCUGAUGCUGUGUGUGUGUGUGUGUGUGUGUGUGUGUGUGUGUGUGUGUGUUAUUUAAAGGGGAAAGGAGCUGUGUCUUUGUGGAUUUCUCAGCGCUUGCUGGAGGAGGACCAGGAGGAGGAUUAGGAAGAGGAUCAGGAGGACGAUCAGGAGGACGAUCAGGAGGAGGGUGGGUGAGGGAGCGGAGCGGAGCGGAGCUCGAGGUAUCAGGUUUUUGUGGAGAGCAUCUUCACCGGUGGAGAGACAGGAUUCAAGCAGCUCCAUACUGAUGCUGAGUCAGAGACAGGUGGAUCGGUGGGCCUUUGUUUCUGGAGCCUCGGGUGAAGAUGGAGGAGCUGGAACACACCUGUCCUCAUCCUCGGACGGCUCUCACAGAACCCGCCAUAUUUGCCCAGGAGACGAGUUGUGAGUGUCGAGCGCCCCAUGAGAAGCUGAGCGUGGAACAGGCUCGACGUGGCACUCCCGUGGACAGGCCGGUGCGCGUCUACGCAGAUGGGAUUUUUGAUCUUUUCCACUCCGGCCACGCCCGAGCGCUGAUGCAGGCCAAGAACCUCUUCCCCAACACGUACCUGAUAGUCGGAGUUUGCAGCGACGAACUCACUCACAAGUACAAGGGCUUCACGGUUAUGACGGAGGAGGAGCGUUACGAAGCGUUACGGCACUGUCGCUACGUGGACGAGGUGGUGCGAGACGCUCCCUGGACCCUCACGCCGGAGUUCCUGGAGAAACACAAGAUCGACUUUGUGGCGCAUGAUGAUAUCCCAUACUCCUCGGCUGGAUCUGAGGAUGUGUACAAACAUAUAAAGGAGGCAGGGAUGUUUGUGCCCACUCAAAGGACAGAAGGAAUUUCCACGUCCGACCUGAUCACUCGUAUCGUGAGAGAUUACGACGUUUACGCCCGACGCAACCUGGAGCGAGGAUACACGGCCAAGGAGCUGAACGUCAGCUACAUCAACGAGAAGAAGUACCGUCUGCAGAACCAGGUGGACAGGAUGAAGGAGAAGGUGCGGACGGUGGAGGAAAAAUCCAAACACUUUGUGUACCGUGUGGAGGAGAAGAGCCACGACCUUAUACAGAAAUGGGAGGAGAAGUCACGCGAGUUUAUUGGGAACUUCUUGGAACUCUUCGGUCCCGAUGGCACGUGGCAGAUGUUUCAGGACCGCAGUGGCCGUAUGAUCCAGGCGUUCUCUCCUCGCGGUUCUCCCAGCAGCAGUCCUCCCAGGGAUUUCUCUCCAUCCCGCUCUCCGUCUCCUCCGUCCCGCUGGGCCAUGCCGAGAACCUCGCCUCCCUCUUCUCCCAAAGGCGCCUCGGCCUCCAUCAGCAGCAUGAGCGAGGGAGAUGAGGACGAGAAGUGAGAGCGCGGACGAGGAGCGAGGACUCAUGCACCCAAAACACCUCACACACACACACACACCUUUCUUCAUUACCUGCACACUCCAGCAGUGACGAGCUUCACAAGUCUCCUCCCAGGAAAACAAAAACAAAACAAAAUGCGUAAAUACGUUGUAUGCAAUACCAGAUCGAGCGUGUCCUCUUUCUGAUUUUAACAAGUUCAUAUGAAAGCCAUUGAUUUAUUCGCUUCAGCAGAGAGGAGAUGAAGGUGAUGAGUGUGUGUAUAUGUGUAUGUGUAUGUGUAUGUGUGUGUAUGUGUGAUUUGCCUUUUCUUGCUCAGGUUUGACUGAAAUGUAAAGACUGUCCAUGUAAAGUACUGUACAUCUCUGUCUGAGGUUUUUAUCUGCAUAUUUAAGGACAGAGACACUUUAAGCUAUUUAUUUUUCUUGAUGGUGUCUGUUAUAAUCCUCCACAUCAUUAAAGGAACAGUUUGGACAAAAAAAAACAAACAAACAAAAAAAAGACAAAAAACAAACACAAAACAUCCACGAUGUAGUGGAUCGACCGAGACAUGAUCGCUGUCUGAUGUUUGCUUCUUUAGCUCCGAGUUCUGUUUCACGGUCACGGUAAUCCACCAUUUCACCAAAACGGACACUUGAAUGGAGAUGUUCUCAACCGUGUGCAAAUUAACUCUAUGGAAAUCCAAAUGAUCAGCUAGGUCAAUUCCUCGGACCGAUCCUACGCUUCGUGUGGUGCGACCUUUCUUCAGUUCAUCGCUCACACAUACACACACCUUGGUUCUUACCUGCCAAUAGUUCCCACAAAAAAAUAUAAAAAGGAAGAAAACCUUACAACUGUGGUUUCAUCUUAUCCUGUCGUACAAUACGAGCUUACGUUAAAUGUGAGGAAGAAAAAUAAUGCUUGGAAAGAAGCAGCAGAGAGUCUUUGGUGCUUUUGCUGCAUGAGCGUAGCAAGAGAGUUAACUCGCUUUGCUAAUCUAAUCUAAUCUGAGGACAUAAAAAUCAAAUAAAAAUGAUGGACAGGCCACGCCCCAAACCGAUAUUAAUAGCGCUCACAACACUUUGGGGCUGCUUAUAAAUUCAGGAAGCUUUUAUUAAACAAGAAAAAUCACUUAUAAAUGUACAAACCCCACCUUCAGACCUCAGGCCACGCCUCUUACCUGAACCCAAUCCUGGAAUUCAAGUUCAUCUUGCUUUUUUUUGCGUCCAAAUUGCUCCUUUAAAAAUGUAUAAAUGUAUUACUGACAUUUGUUCAGGGCUUGAAUUAGAAAAGCUUCUUUUUUUAAUUUUAUUGUUGUUACUUCAUCAACAUCUGCAUCAACAUCUGUCCUGAUACUGUUACUGCUACCUCCGCGUCCUCCUGCUGCUUCUAUCUGCCAUCGAAUUUCCAAAUCAGGAGGAAACAUGGGAUUCUCGGCGGUAACGUUCAGACAGACACCUCACGUGUCUUGAUGAAAUGCCAAAAUGUUUAAUCGUUUAAACUACAAAAUCACUAGCGCUGACGUUGCCGUGUUGUAAAUGCUAAUGCUAACGCAAGGCUCGAUCCUGAUUUCGCAUUAAAUGCACUGGAUGCAAAGUUGCACUGUGUACAAACCCGUGUACGGAUGUGUUUUUUUUGUUCAUGUGUUAUUUUAUACCUGUGUGCAGCUAAAAUAAUAAUAAUAAUAAUAAUAAUAAUAAUAAUAAUGUGACUAAAGAAUAAACAAGUGCGAAAAUGGAGCGUCUGGAUGGAUGAGUGAUGAGACUGGAAAGAAAAGCAGCGAAACGAGG
Messenger RNA from Ictalurus punctatus (channel catfish), 3249 nucleotides. RefSeq names its product phosphate cytidylyltransferase 1B, choline a (gene pcyt1ba). Gene Ontology annotation, biological process: CDP-choline pathway. The record is from RefSeq and is a predicted model, not a curated record. NCBI's taxonomy places the organism in Eukaryota, Metazoa, Chordata, Actinopteri, Siluriformes, Ictaluridae. Gene Ontology annotation, molecular function: phosphatidylcholine binding; choline-phosphate cytidylyltransferase activity. The transcript has 8 exons. Bases 454 to 1482 code for a protein of 342 amino acids.